AUGGGGAAAUCUUUUAUAUGUUUGGAUUAUUUUAAGUAUCUAAAUCAUCAAAUCACUUUCUUAGUUUAGGCUAUAUAAACUCUUAAGUUACUCCAUUCUCAAACACACAAGGAAAAACAAACAAACAAAAAAAUCACCUAGCCUAAUUAUAAUCCAAAUAUUCUCAAUGGUUAGCCAAAUGAAGAAGCAAUGGCCUCAAUUUGCUUUUGCUUUGGUUUUUUUCUUGAUUGCAACUUGUACUAGGGCAUACUCACCUUAUUCUUAUGAGUCAAAAGAUUCAACAUACAAUAAAGUACCCUCAGUGCCAGAAAAGGCAUAUAAGGCGUCAUCUUUGCCAAAGAAUGACUACUAUAAGAAGUCAUCAGUUCCGGAAGAUACCUAUAAGAAGGUGACAUCUGUUUCGAAGGAACAUGAAUAUGAGGUGCCAUCUUUGCCAAAGAAUGAUGACUACAAGAAGCCAUCAGUUCCAGAAGAUACCUACAAGAAGGUGCCAUCUGAGGUGCCAUCUUUGUCAAAGAAUGAUGACUACAAGAAGCCAUCAGUUCCAGAAGAUACCUACAAGAAGGUGCCAUCUGUUCCAAAGGAACAUGAAUAUGAGGUGUCAUCUUUGCCAAAGAAUGAUGACUACAAGAAGCAAUCAGUUCCAAAAGAUACGCCAAAGAAUGACUACUACAAGAAGCCACCAGUUCCAAAAGAUACACCAAAGAAUGACUACUACAAGAAGCCAUCAGUUCCAGAAGAUACGCCAAAGAAUGACUACUACAAGAAGCCAUCAGUUUCGGAAGAUACACCAAAGAAUGACUACUACAAGAAGCCAUCAGUUCAAGAAGAUACGCCAAAGAAUGACUACUACAAGAAGCCAUCAGUUUCAGAAGAUACGCCAAAGAAUGACUACUACAAGAAGCCACCAGUUCCAGAAGAUACGCCAAAGAAUGACUACUACAAGAAGCCAUCAGUUCCAGAAGAUACGCCAAAGAAUGACUACUACAAGAAGCCAUCAAUUCCAGAAGAUACCUAUAAGAAGGUCCCAUCUGUUCCAUUGGAACAUGAAUAUGAGGUGCUAUCUUUGCCAAAGAAUGGCUACUACAAGAAGCCUUCAGUUCCAGAAGAUAACUACAAAAAGGUUCCAUAUGUUCCAAAGAUACCCUCAGUGCCUAAAGAAGAAUACAAGGUGCCUUCUUUGCCAAAGAAUGACUACUACAAAAAGCCAUCAAUACCAGAAGACAACUACAAGAAGGUUCCAAAGGUACCCUCCGCUCCUAAACAUGAAUACGAGGAGCCCUCUUUGCCAAAGAAUGACUACUACAAGAAACCAUCAGUUCCAGAAGACAAUUACAAGAAGGUGCCAUAUGUUCCGAAGGUGCCAUCAGUACCUAAACCGGAAUACAAGGUGCCAUCUUUCCCAAAGAACGACUACUAUAAGAAACCAUCUCCUAGUUCUCCGCCACCGCCUUACUACACUAAUUCACCCCCUCCUCUUUCACCAUCACCACCACCUCCUUACUAUUAUCAAUCAUCUUCAACUCCUUCUCCAUCACCACCACCUCCUUACUAUUAUCAAUCAUCUUCAACUCCUUCUCCAUCACCACCACCUCCAUAUUACUAAAUUUUCAUUUUACAUGUUCAACAUGUUUCAAGAAAGUCCUCCAUCUCAACAUAUAUAAACCAUAGGGUUCUCAUGUUGUGAGUCCAAGGGAUGAUAACCAAAAAUUUGUAAUUCUUUAUUUGUUGUUUUCUUUUCCUACUUUGGGUUUUGUUUUGUCAUUUAAAUGAUUGUAUUUUGAAUGUUUCCAGAGAUUUAUUUCAAUUGAAUACGAGUUCGUUUUACUGAAAUUUAAUA
Molecule: messenger RNA, 1840 nt
Organism: Capsicum annuum
Lineage: Eukaryota; Viridiplantae; Streptophyta; Magnoliopsida; Solanales; Solanaceae
Product: extensin-2-like
Exons: 1
Coding region: 167-1606 (479 amino acids)
Source: RefSeq, a predicted model, not a curated record